Molecule: messenger RNA, 4324 nt
Organism: Pseudonaja textilis
Lineage: Eukaryota; Metazoa; Chordata; Lepidosauria; Squamata; Elapidae
Gene: ADAM9
Product: ADAM metallopeptidase domain 9
Biological process (GO): transforming growth factor beta receptor signaling pathway; membrane protein ectodomain proteolysis; cell-cell adhesion mediated by integrin
Cellular component (GO): plasma membrane
Molecular function (GO): metalloendopeptidase activity; integrin binding
Source: RefSeq, a predicted model, not a curated record
CUCCAUAGCCGGACCGGCCCCGAACUCCGUUCCGCCGGCGAGGAUGCGGACAGCGGCGAGCGCUCGCGGCUCUGCGCCGCCGCCGCCGCCGCCGCCGCUGCUGCUGCUGCUGUUGGUGCUGCUUUGCCCGGCGCUGAGCUUCCCGGCCGAGCAGCCCGGUUUUCAGUCACUUUCUCAUCUGUCUUCCUACGAAAUUAUGGUCCCCGAGAGGAUAGAAAAAGAACAAGAAAGAGAACAGGCCCAACAUUUAGAGGACCAGUUAUCAUUCAGGGUUACAGUUGAAGGAAAACCAUAUACCAUUCAUUUAAGAAGGCACAAAGAUCUGGUGUCCCAAGACUUCACAAUUUACACCUACGAUGAAAGUGGAAAUCUGAAAACAGAAACUCCAGAUCUUCGGAACCACUGCCACUACCAGGGAUAUGUCGAAGGCGACUCAAGGUCUAUAGUUGCAAUCAGCACCUGCUUCGGGCUCAGGGGCUUGGUGCAGAUCCAGGACAUCCCCUAUGGAGUUGAGCCCAUCAACGACACAUUGCGCCAUGCUGUUUACCGGAUGGAGAACGUGAAGAAAGCGCCCGGGAACUGCGGCGUCUCUCAUCCGGACAGGAAGCGGGAAAGCGGAGAUGUUCGGCGCCAUCAGAAUGCGUCUCUAAUGGCAAGAAGGAAGAGAAGCGUUCUUCAACAGACGAGAUAUGUGGAGCUCUUCAUUGUCGUAGACAAAGAAAGGUACAAUUUGUUAGGCCAGAAUAAGACGGCAGUCAGAGAAGAGAUGGUGCAGCUGGCAAACUUUCUGGAUAGUAUCUACAUCAUGCUGAACAUCCGCAUCGUGUUGGUCGGCCUGGAGAUCUGGACGUCGGAAAACAAGAUCCGGAUGGAAGGAGGCGCCGGAGAUGUCCUGUCCAAUUUCGUGCAGUGGAGGGAGAGGGAACUGGUUCCCCGCCGACGGCACGACAGCGCCCAGCUUGUUCUGAGGAAGGGUUUUGGUGGCACAGCUGGGAUGGCUUACGUGGGCACCGUGUGCUCCAACAGUCACUCUGGAGGCAUUAAUGUGUUUGGACCCACCAGCUUGCAGGCGUUUGCAUCCAUCGUCGCUCAUGAGCUUGGCCACAAUCUGGGCAUGAACCACGACAACGAUAGAAACUGUCACUGUGAAACGGGGAACUGUAUUAUGAACUCUGGAGCAUCAGGUGCCAGGAAUUUCAGCACGUGCAGCGAGGAAGACUUUGAAAAGCUAACCCUAAACAAGGGCGGGAGCUGCCUCCUCAACAUCCCCAGGCCUGAAGAGACCUACAGCAUCCCAUACUGCGGCAACAAGCUUGUGGAUGCAGGAGAAGAGUGUGACUGUGGGUCAGUGGAGGAAUGUAAAUCUGAUCCUUGCUGUGAGGCAGGAACUUGCAGGCUUCGCUCAGGAUCUGGCUGCGGCUACGGAGAUUGCUGUAAAGAUUGUCAGUAUCUUUCCAAGGGCACCGUGUGCCGUGAGAGGGCCAGCGAGUGCGACCUCCCCGAGUACUGUAAUGGGUCUUCGGCCUUCUGCCCGCAGGAUGUCACUAUCCAGAACGGGCACCCUUGCCACCAAGACAAGGCCUACUGUUACGAUGGCGUUUGCCAGGAUUAUGAGUUGCAGUGCCAGAAUAUCUUUGGACCACAAGCAAAGGUUGCUCCCAAAAUCUGUUUCUCGGAUGUGAAUUCCAAAGGCGAUAGGUUUGGAAACUGUGGAUAUCAGAACCGCGAGUACAAGAAAUGCUCAAGCUGGAAUGCCAUGUGCGGCAAGCUGCAGUGUGAGAAUGUGGAAAACUUGCCGGUCUUUCGGAUCAAGCCCGCCAUUAUCCAAACUCCUAUCAAAGACACCACUUGUUGGGGCGUUGACUUCCAGCUAGGAUCCGACGUGCCGGAUCCUGGGAUGGUGAAUGAAGGCACCAAGUGCGCACCUGGAAAGGUCUGCAAACACUCCCAGUGCGUUAACGCUUCUGUCUUAGAUUACGAUUGUGACAUCAAGAAUAAAUGCAACGGACGUGGGGUCUGCAACAGCAAUAAAAAUUGCCAUUGCAGUUCGGAUUGGGCCCCUCCCUACUGUGAUUCUCCUGGAUAUGGGGGCAGUAUAGACAGUGGACCUACAUACAACGACAGCAAUGUGGCUGCCCGAAACUGGAUCCUGGCAUUUGUGUUUAUAGUUCUUGCCAUCGUGAUAGUUGUACUCAUUCUUUAUCGUACCAAAAAUAAAAGAACUCCUUUCUGGUUGCCACUCAUGGACACCUGUUGCAGAUGCUUUCGCAGGUCGGAUGUCGGUAGGCAGCAGGCGGUUCGAAACGAAUGUCCACGCAACUUUCCGUAUUCUUCCAGAAGUGCAUCAUCAUCCGCGGUAGUGUCGUCCAUGGACCAACAGGGUGUCCCGCCAAGGCCUCCACCCCCAGUGGUGAAAACUUCGAGAGCACCGGAAAAGCUUUUGCCCUCCCGACCGGCACCUUUGCCCCCUGUAUAAAACGUCUUCAUUUACCUUUUGCAAGCCUGCACCCCCUCCUACUCCUUAAGACCCAGAUGCCUCAACUGUCCGUCAAGCGACUCUGGAAACCAUCUUUUAUUCCUUGGUGCCGGAAUAAGAGGAAAUGAAAUGCGGAGGCGACCACCAAACGCCAAGAAAACCAAGGAAUGUAAACUCACAUGAAAUACCUCUCUUCCGGGAUCUCAAAUCACUGAGAUUGUCAAAAAAAAACACAAAAAAACGGCAUUUGGGCUGCAUUGCUGGGCCGUGUCAGCUUGAACCAGGAACAAUGUUUUGGAUCCAAGGGCCUCUUCCUUCUUUUGACGGUUAGAUUUAAUUGUUCUGACCCAGCCUUAGCAGAAGCAAGAAACAGACGCCUUGUUCCGAAAAACCCCUCUUGAUUUACCUCUUGUGAAUUAAUGGCAUUCACCCACCAAAAAGUCCAGGGAAUAGUCCUUCCAAGAGUUAACGGCAGCAACAGACCUUAUUCGUUCCUUGCGACAAUUGCAAGGCCAGUAAAACUGCAAAUUAAGUUCUGGCAAGCAGUCUCUGAGGCGUGAAACACGAUGAGCCAAAUCUACAGAAAUCCAAACUAUUGUCUCCUACAACCACCACUCCCCUUUCCUUCUAUUUAUUUCCCAGUCAGGGAGGGGCCAUUCAACAUCCACGUGUGCUUUGCUUCCCGGGGUCGACUCCCUGACCUCCGUUGUUCCCCUCUCCUAACAGCUCUGCGCAUACAUGCGUCUGGAACAGGCUCCAGCUGUUCUUCCUCCUCACUCAUCUCAGUCUCCGACGGCAGCUGCCUUUCUGGUGGCUGGUAAAUGUCGGACGGCCCCGGCUCUGUAUCUGCGUCCGAUGCAGAGCAUCUAUCAGAGCCUUUCCCAGACUCCAGCAUUGGCCCAAAUUCCUCCCCAACCUCCUCAUUGUCCAAUUCAUCGUCCACAACAUUAAUCAGGUGAUACUUGACGCAUACAAUCCCACCCACCGUCCCGCUAAUCCCUUGAGGGGUUUUUUCUCUCCAGAAAAUGAAAUAAGUCGAGGGAAGAGGGGCCUAACUAUUUUUAAGGCCUAGUACAACUGAUCAAGAAGCCCGGUUCCAUUUCACUAAAACCUACUUUACAGUCCCGGAAAGCGUCAUUAUGGGAAGCAAAUGUAGUUCAACUUGAUUUUGGGGUGGGUGGGUGGGUGGGUGAGGAAUCAGGUAUGCGCAGCCCUAAUUGUGGGGUGCAGGGUCCUGUCCUUUCACAUCUCGUGCCUUGGGAGUAUUGGAUGCAAACAAACAGGUGUGUUUAAAGGUGCGUGUGGCACUUGAAAUGAUGUACGGCCUAAAAAAUUUUAAGGCUUGCAUGUCGUAUGCUUUGGGUGUGCAGCUGUCCUUCAAAAUACAGGCUGGCAAGUUCUUCCUGAGGCAAGUUUGACAGCUGCACUUUCCCCGAAAAGUUAUCACCUGUCUUCACCUGUAGUUCUGAGCUUCGGUCCAAGGUCCAACCCAGGAACGGGAGCAACUUUUAAAAUUGCUUUUUUGCGUGGAUUGGGAGUUUCUUACCUGAAAAUGCAUGAAGCUAAACACACCUGAGAAAAUGUGAAGCAUCAUGGCUGUGCAACUGUGUCCUUCUCUGCUUCGAAGCCAGACCCACAGAAUUCAAUAGGACUUUUGUUCAGUGGGUGUGUGAUGACAAGCUUAAUCCAAGCAGGCUACCAGCCAAGGGCUGUUCUCGAUUGUUCACUGCUAACACUGACAUUGUUUUCUUUUUUUUUUAAUGAAACAAGAGAGAAGAAUUGGCAGGAAAAGAGGAGAUUAUAAUAAAUAGAAGACGAUCCAUCAUCCUACUCAGGGGUGUGUGUAUA